This is a messenger RNA of Paralichthys olivaceus (Japanese flounder), 2580 nucleotides long. RefSeq lists its product as uncharacterized. The record is from RefSeq and is a predicted model, not a curated record. Lineage: Eukaryota; Metazoa; Chordata; Actinopteri; Pleuronectiformes; Paralichthyidae.
AACAGCACGUUCCAUCCAUCAGACAGGACCGUAGUAACACCAAAGAAGAAGAGCGUUUCACCGGAAACGUGUGUUGUCGUGUUCUGGAGUUCGGAGUGUUUGAUUCAGGGUGUUCGCGGGUCUGACAGCUCAACCUCAGUUUCAAACUAUAACUUCCACACAUGUCGUGUUGAACAUGUCGGACAGCAGACUCCUCGGUUUCCGGAGCUUUCUCACGGAGAGGUUCACCUCCGCGGCUGCAGAGGUGUUCGAAGAAGUGGAGUCCAUGAUGGUGGCUUAUCACGAAGAAAACAAACGUCUCAAGAACAUACUGCGCGUCGUACUCAGCCCCGAGAUUCAUCUGCAGAGGAUAGAUGUUGGUGAAUGCACCAGAGCAACCACAGAUGUCAGAGAGCAGCCACCCGAGCGGAGCAGUGAGGCGGACCAGGAAAUAUCUGAAACACCGGCCAAAAAACCCAAAGAAGAGCCGAUUGAGUGGGUGGUAGGUUUAGGAUCAGAACCAAAACAAGAGCCAGAAGGAGAUGACCGAGCAGUUGCCUCAGAAUAUGUGCAAAAAGAAGAACCAGCAGAAGACGGAAACACGUCAUACGUCACUGACACAUUCAGCAUUCAAGUGGAGAAGUACACCCCUGGCCCUUCGGAGACCGUCUCAGUUGAAGGCAUGAGUCUUAACGAUGAGCAAGCCUCCUCUUGGGACUCAGAUUUAUCACCAAUGCUCAGUAGUGAAGAAAGUGACAAUGAAAGUCAGGAAACUCAAAGAUAUAAUGUCACAUCAUCCAAGAUGAAGCCAGAGGAAGCCUUUCAGAAAACCAUGCUAGAAUUACCAAGGAUGAAGCCCCACAAACCAUUAAUCGCAUCAUCUGUCUCUAAGGCUUUUUUGGCAAGAAUCACUGAAGCCUUUAAGGAUUUUCCAAAUGACAAGAAGCCUUUGGUAACCACUAUGGGCGUCACGGCAGACGAGGUGGACUGUGCUUUUGGUAAUGUCCCGAAAUGUUGCCCCCUUUCCUACCAAUGCCCUGUACCAUCAAGUCAGGAUUUCAUGACUCAUAACAACGCCCCCCAUCGGCCGUCUCUUCCCCUGCCCCAUUACAGACUGGAUACAGUAUUGGAUCUUCCCACCCUCACUGCCCAGGAGCAGGAACAUAUUAAAGACAUGCAGCUCACCAGGGAGGCAGCACAUUUUCUGGAGUGCGCCACGCGUGAUAGUAAGGAGUCUGCAGAGGAGCGGUGCAAACUGCGCCUGACCAGCUGUUUUAGGGAUAUCUGCAGACUUGAACCAGGAAGGGAGCCGGCGGAGCUGCUGAUAUCGAAGAUGCGGAAUGGGCGCAAGCCUGCACGGAUUGAUAAGGACAUGAAGUCCCAAGCACUUCGCGAAUACUGUCGGCAUCUGCGUGUGAACUGGUACCCGUGCGGUUUGGUCGUUCACCCGAAUGCUCCAUGGUUGGGCGCGCUGCCUGAUGGGCUGGUGUACGACCCCAACGAGAGUCACAGUUUCGGGCUGGUGCACAUCAAAUAUAUUGGCUUGCAAAGCUUCGGUAUGUCUAAGUUUCUGGUCUGCCGGGACGGAGUGUUGACACUGAAUACAAGCCACCCGUACUUCUGGAACAUCCAAGGGGAGAUGAUGGUGACGGGUGUGUGGUGGUGUGAUUUGUUUGUUUUCUCCAGAAAUGAUAUACUGGUUCAACGCAUCUAUCGGCACAGAGUUACCAUCAAUAUCAUGACGAAGAAGUUACACAAUUUCUUUUUCCAUUACUACAUGCGAAGUCUGUUAUACACCGGUGAUAGAGUGUCUGUGGCAUCAUCAAACUGCUGAACACACAUGUUCCUCUCAGGUAUUGAGUUUUAACAGAUUGUCACAGGAUAGAUAAAACUGCUGAACAGAUUUUCACAAAACGUGCUAUAAGGAUAGGGCAUGGGUCAAGAGAGAACUCCUUAAAUUUUGCACUUAUCCAGAUAAAGGGUUGGAUCCAGGUAUUUUAAUUAGUUAGUUGAUGGAGCUUUUUCAACAUUUUCUCACAGAAUAAUUAAUCUAUCUUGAUGAAAACAAUUAGGCACAUUUAGGGGACUGAUAUCUAUGAGUGUGUUUAAUUGUUUGCAUCUUAUUUGAAUUAAAGGGGACUGGAAUGAACUCUACUGCAUACUGAUCUUUCUGAUUUGUUCUUUUGAAUAUGUUUUUGGUAACUUUGUGUUAUUGUCUGUGUGUUAUUCACAUGUAGAAGUAUGUGUUAUGGAUAAGGGAAGAACAUGUUACUUUUUGAUGUGAAGACGAAUUGGGAGAGAUCCAGGGAAUGUCUUUUCACUUUAACAUUGUUAGAUAGGACGUGUUCUUUUUUUGUGGGUGUUUUUUUAUCCCACUAAUUUCCUAGAAGAUUGUGGAUCUUGAUCAGACAUAUGGGUAACAAUGGGACUGUUGGACCUCAGGGGAGGUACAGUAUGUGCUCUACCAAGUGCCAUUUUUUUAAAUGCUGUAUUUUUGUGAUCAGUGUUAACAUGACCUUUUGUGCAGCACCAUCCUUGUUUAUAUGGGAUGACCAACUUCCUAUUUCUGUAACUUUUUGGCAAAUAUAUAUCUUGUCUGUA